CCUAGCUAAUCAAGCAAGCCUUGCUCUAAGCGCUCAGCAUCAAGCAAAGCCAACCGGCCCACUUCAAUUUCUCUCAAAGCGAAAGCAGAGCACAGCUCGGGUCACGCAAGGAGUAAAUCUCUUGUGCAUUUGCGUGUAAUCCAGUUCGGCACCACGGAUCUCGCCGUCGAGACCGGAAAGAGGAUCCAGCCGGCCGCCGGCGGCGGCGGCAGCAUGGAGCCCGGGUUCGGGAAGCGCCUCAUGCACGUCCUGCGCACCGUCUACCACAUGCUGCGCCGCGGCCUCUGCCGCAAGCGCCUCAUGAUAGACCUCCACCAGCUGCUCGGCCGGGGCAAGCUCGCGGGGAAGGUGUUCCGCAACCUCGUCGCCGCGGUGAACCACGCGCACGGCGCCGCUCACCUCGCCGUCGUCGGCUUCGGCUCCGGGGCCGGGGCGUCGUCGUCCUCCUCGGCGCUGUCGUUCAGCCACGACCCCAGGGACGUGGAGUUCAGCUGCACCACCACACCAUCCUACGUGCGGGGGGGCGCCCUGUUCCCGUUCAGGAUCCGCGGCCGCGGGGCCGGACGGGGCGGCGGCGGCCAGUUCGGCGGGAUCGACUCCGCCGAGGUGGCGCGCGUGUUCCAGAUGAUGAACUCCGAGGAGGCCGGCGCGGGAGGGGAGACGUCGUCGGAGGCCGGGGCCACGCCGUCGCCCAUGCUCGCUCUCAGCCUCGGCCGCAGCCCGGCCGGGGUCCGGCAGCUGCGCGUCACCGACUCGCCGUUCCCCAUCGAGCCGGAGGGCGUCGACGAGCGCGUGGACGCUCACGCCGACGACUUCAUAAAGAAGUUCUACGAGCAGCUCCAGCUGCAGCAGGCGUUCGCCACGCCGGACAACUGUGUCCGCCGCCGUGGCUAGGCACGCGCAAGCGUGCGUGCGUACAUGCCACGGUGCCUGCGUGGGUGCAUGGGCGCGUAUUCCGGGGCAUGGGGAGCUAUAAAUAUGUGGCCGGCCAUAGUGUCGAUUACUUCACUGUCAUGUGGGUUUCUAGUUUUUCUACCUGCAUGUGUAAUUUUUUUUUCCUUUUCCCUUUCCUCGUUUGUGAUAAGCUCAACAGGGUCGGCGAGGAGACGAGAUAAAAGACGGGCUUGUUGGAGCCCGGGCAUGUGUAUCUGUCGUACUAUCUGCAUAUGCGUAUGAGAUGAAAUGGUAAAUUUUGCACAUUUCAA
This is a messenger RNA of Phragmites australis (common reed), 1205 nucleotides long. RefSeq lists its product as uncharacterized. The coding region runs from base 214 to 894 and encodes 226 amino acids. Lineage: Eukaryota; Viridiplantae; Streptophyta; Magnoliopsida; Poales; Poaceae. The record is from RefSeq and is a predicted model, not a curated record. The transcript has a single exon.